CGCAACUAAAUAUUUCCGCAUUGUUUACACGCCAAAGUAAAGACUGAACAUGGCAAGCGGUUUGUUUUGGUUGUCAAUAAUGUUUAGUUUAGCUGUAAAUAUAUCUGCAGGGGGAAAUAAUGAUGAUCAGGAGAUAUCAAACGCAUGUUUUAAACCUAUCGAGGACAGCAGACCAUCAUUUAUAAGGACAUAUCCCAGACCUCAUGAACAUAUAUAUGCUUCUGAUCUCCCGGCAUCCUGGGAUUGGCGCAACAUUGAUGGCAAAAACUAUGUGAGCAUCACACGCAACCAGCACAUUCCUCAGUACUGUGGCUCGUGCUGGGCCAUGGGCGCCACCAGCGCGCUCGCAGAUCGCAUUAACAUCAAGAGAAAAGGGGCUUGGCCGUCUGCUUACCUGCCUGUACAGAAUGUGAUUGACUGUGGAGAUGCGGGGUCAUGCUAUGGCGGAAAUGAUCUGGGUGUAUAUGCAUAUGCACAUCAGCAGGGCAUUCCUGAUGAGACCUGCAAUAAUUACCAAGCCCGCAAUCAAAAAUGUAAUUUAUUUAACCAAUGUGGCACGUGUUCGUUCUUUGGUUCCUGCUCCGUUAUUAAAAACUACACAUUGUGGAAGGUUGGAGACUAUGGGACUGUCUAUGGACGGGAAAAAAUGAAAGCUGAGAUUUACAAAAAUGGACCAAUCAGCUGUGCAAUAAAAGCCACUAAAGGCCUGGAUGCAUAUAAUGGAGGGAUUUUUGCUGAAUUUCACAUAAUGCCUAUUUCAAACCACAUCAUCUCAGUGGCAGGCUGGGGCGUAUCAGAGGAUGGAACUGAGUAUUGGAUCGUCCGCAACUCCUGGGGCCAGUUUUGGGUUAGUAACGUAACAGGGGUGAGUCAGGCUGGGCCAAAAUUGUCACCAGUGCAUAUAAGGGUGGGAAAGGCAACUGGUACAACCUCGGCAUCGAAAAGAGGUGUGCGUAUGGAGACCCAAUAGUGACGUAAAACAGGAGGGGAAAAUCUGAGACAAAUCUCAUUUGACUCCAUGUUCUUCAUAGGGGAAGUGGAAUCAUCAACACCUUGCCAAGCACAAACAGAUGGGAGAGGCUGUGAACCUGUUAUUUAUAAUUGUGAUGAAAUGUGCUGUUUUUUAUGGUUUUAAAUCAUUAUUGAAAUAUUAAGAUGGGAGAUUUGUCAUAUUAGGCUCUUUCCUCAGAUGUAUUGAAGUGAUUUCAUCAUGCACUAUUAUUUUAUUGCAAGCCAAUUUUUUUAGUGUUUUUAACUCUUAAAUAUGUAACAUAAUUAAUUCUUUAUUUUUUAGCCUGUUUUAUUAUUUAUCAUAAAUUAAAACAAUAAAAAAGUAGUAGUCCUUAUAGUUUUCUUAAUACAAAAUAUAAUUUCUUAUACACUCUAGAAAGCUGUGUUGUUUUAACCUCUGAUUGGGGAAAAUAUGGACGAACCCAACCGUUGUUUUUGGUAAGGGAUAAUGUACACACAGCUGGUUGUUAUCGCAGAAAUCACACUGAAGGGGCUUAUUUGGCAAUAACCAAUGGCUGCCGGUUAUCCUGCAUAUUACACGACUAUUUGCCUCAAAAGUAAAGUAGAGAACAUUAAAUAUUUAUUUUAAAUACUUAAUUUUCUCAUUUUAGGUAAGACACGCCGUUCAAAUUUCACAAACACACUAUUUGGUUUAAUCAUUUGCAAAUAUGUUAUAUAUGUAAUUAAAACGUAAUGACACAUUUAUAUGAUUUUUUUGUGUAAUAAAACUGCACCUGUCAAAUUGA
Molecule: messenger RNA, 1757 nt
Organism: Paramisgurnus dabryanus
Lineage: Eukaryota; Metazoa; Chordata; Actinopteri; Cypriniformes; Cobitidae
Product: cathepsin Z
Biological process (GO): proteolysis
Molecular function (GO): cysteine-type peptidase activity
Source: RefSeq, a predicted model, not a curated record